AAAAUUUUUCAUUGUGGAACCAGUUUUUUUCCCUUGAAUCUUUGAGAAAACAACCAGAAAUUGUUGAAAGUUCACCGUACCGAUAUCGAAUGUUAUUUUCCAGUUAUUCUUCUGUUUUUGACCUUUUUCAUUCAGUGUUUAACCCUUUCAUAUCGUCUAUUCACCUUUCGUUUUUUUUUGCUCCCGUUUGUUUCAUCAAAAAGCCAUUUAAAAUCAUCAUUUCAUAGCAUCAAUUUACCGCAUUUCACAUCAUCUUGUCAUCUUGAAAGCAUCUUCAUCAUCAUUUUUUACUCGAAAACAAAAAAAUGAAAUCUUUUCGGUUAUCAUUCAAAUAUUAUUUUUUACCAUCAUUAUGGUUUCUAUUAUUAUUUUUUCUACAAAUAAUUUGUCUACCAUCAUUAUCAUUAUGUUUAAAUUCAUCCGUUAUAUAUGAAGAUGAUGAUUAUGUUGGUGGUGAAUCAUCGAAUAAUAAACAAAAUGAAUUGGAUAGUCCAACAAAACAUGAUAUUUCCAAUGAUAAUGGAUUAAAAUUGAUCUGUUAUUAUGGAAGUUGGGCUGUUUAUCGACCUGGAAGAGGAAAAUUUCCUGUAGAAGAAAUUGAUCCAUUUUUAUGCAGUCACAUUAUCUAUGGCUUUGCUGGUCUAAGCUAUGAUAAUAAAAUUCGUCCACUUGAUCCAUAUAAUGAUUUAAAAGAAAAUUGGGGUAAAGGUGCAUUUCUACGAUUUACUGGAUUAAAAAAGAUAAAUAGAAAAUUAAAAACAAUGAUUGCAAUUGGUGGUUGGAAUGAAGGUUCAGUUAAAUAUUCAAAUAUGGCCGCAAAUCCUGAAUCAAGAAAAACAUUUGUCAAUUCUGUUAUGGAUUUUUUAGAACGUUAUGAUUUUGAUGGUCUUGAUUUUGAUUGGGAAUAUCCUGGAUCACGUGGUGGUAAACCUGAAGAUAAACGUAAUUUUGUUAUAUUAUUACGUGAAUUAAAACAAGCAUUUGAACCAAAAGGUUAUAUAUUAAGUUCUGCUGUUGCAGCCGGUAAACAUUUUAUGGAUCCAGCAUAUGAUGUACCACAAAUAUCCAAAUAUUUAGAUUUAAUUAAUGUUAUGUGUUAUGAUUAUCAUGGAAGUUGGGAAACCCGAACUGGUCAUCAUUCACCAUUAUAUGGACGGCCAAAUAAUCCGGAUGAUUUUCAAUUGAAUGUAAAUUUUUCGAUAAAUUAUUGGAUUUCAAAAGGUGCACCACGAAAUAAAUUGGUUUUAGGUAUGGGAACUUAUGGUCGUGCUUUUACAUUAAGAAAAGCUGAAAAUCAUGAUGUUGGUUCACCGGCACCACAAAAAGGACAAGCUGGACCUUAUACACGUGAAGGUGGUUCAUUAGGUUAUAAUGAAAUUUGUGAAAUGAAAAUGAAAUUAGGUGAUCGUAUGAAAAGUCAAUGGGAUUCUUAUUAUAUGGCACCAUAUUCAUAUUGGGAUCGUCAAUGGGUUGGCUAUGAUAAUGUAAAAAGUAUUGAAAUUAAAGCAAAUUAUGCAAAAGCAAUGGGCUUAGCUGGUGGUAUGAUUUGGUCAAUUGAAACGGAUGAUUUUGGUGGACAUUGUGGUCAAAGAUAUCCAUUAUUGAAUGCAAUUCGUCGUGUAUUUGAAAGUGAUGAACCACCAAGAUUACCAAAACCAAGUUAUGAUCCAGGUCAAGAUCAAGAAUCAACAAAUCGACCAUCAUCAUCAACGAAUCGACCAUUUCCUUCAUCGACAUCGUCGACAAGAUCACCUAUUCCAUGGCCACCAGCAUCAUCAUCAUCGCAAAGACCACCAUUUUCGUCACCACGUCCAUCAUCAUCAUCACGUCCAACUUCACCGCGUCCUACUUUAACUACAUCAACAAGUCAAAUGCCAAGUAGUGAAACACCAAUAACAACAACAACAAGAUGUAUUCGACCAAGUAUAACAACAACAAGAUCAACGACACCAAUCAUAUCAACACCAAUGAUAACAACAUCAUCAUCAACAACAAGAACAACAUCAACAACAACCAGUCAAAAACCAUGGCAAUCUUCUUCAACAACUGUUCAACCUACAAAUCGACCUGAUGAUGAUUCAAGUGGUGGUUCAACUUGGUGGUCAAGUUCAACACCAUGGUGGCCACAAAAACCAUCACCAGGUGUAUCGGCUAGUUCAGAAAUGUGGUGGUCAUCAACAUUUCCAACAGUGAAUAAAAAAUUCAGUAUUAGUCCACAGAAUAGUAUUGAUGAAAAAAUAACAACAACAAUAAAAAAUCCAUUCAAUUAUCCAACGGAAAAAGACAAAGAAGAAUUUAUCUGUGGUGAAGAAGGUCUAUAUCGACAACCAGAUGAUUGUACAAAAUUUAUUCGUUGUGUUGAAACAAAAAUCGAAGGACAAUUUCAAUUAUUUUUCUAUGAAUGUCCGGAAAAAACUGUUUUUAAUAAUGAAUCAAAAUUAUGUGAUUGGGUUGAAAAUGUACCCGAAUGUAUGAAAUCCGUACCACAUUAUUAUUUUCGUGGUAAUGUUUUUACAUUGAAGAAUACAAUAUUACCAAAAGGAGCUUUGGAUCAUUCAUAGAUCAAAAUCAAGAUCCAAAAAUCAAAAUGGUUAUGGUUUUU
Molecule: messenger RNA, 2602 nt
Organism: Dermatophagoides pteronyssinus (European house dust mite)
Lineage: Eukaryota; Metazoa; Arthropoda; Arachnida; Sarcoptiformes; Pyroglyphidae
Product: chitotriosidase-1-like
Biological process (GO): carbohydrate metabolic process; chitin catabolic process
Cellular component (GO): extracellular region
Molecular function (GO): chitinase activity; chitin binding
Source: RefSeq, a predicted model, not a curated record